Molecule: messenger RNA, 4343 nt
Organism: Topomyia yanbarensis
Lineage: Eukaryota; Metazoa; Arthropoda; Insecta; Diptera; Culicidae
Exons: 2
Coding region: 63-4049 (1328 amino acids)
Biological process (GO): DNA integration
Molecular function (GO): nucleic acid binding
Source: RefSeq, a predicted model, not a curated record
ACCGGAAGUCGUUUGCAGUCCAUAGUCCAAACGAAUGUCACGACAGCUUGCAACCCCAAGUGAUGCGGACGAACCAUAUGUUCAUGUUGACAGUUGUUCUCAUCAUCGUCGAUGCUUACGGUCAGGAGCAUCUAGCCAGGGCACUACUCGACUCUGCUUCCCAACCAAAUCUCAUUACGGAACGUAUGGCACAGAUACUAAGACUUAAGCGUAAGAAGGUGAAUGUACAGUUACAGGGACCUGGAGGAAUCGCAAUACGAGCUUCUGAUACAGUAUUCACACAAAUCCGUUCUCGAAAGGAAGAUUUUACCCGUGAUGUUGAAUUUCUAGUGUUACCCCAAGUCACAGCGGAUCUGCCAGAGCAAGAUGUACCUGUUAUUGAUUGGAACAUUCCUAAGGAUCUUUUUAUGGCGGAUCCGCAUUUCUACAUGCGAGGAAAAAUUGAUAUGAUCAUCGGCCUGCCUCACUUUUUUGCGUGUUUCAAAACACCCGCUCGCAUUCGCUUAUCGAACGACCUUCCCGAGAUGGUGGACAGCGUUUUCGGUUGGAUUGUUGCUGGUUCCGGUGAUUUGGUUUCCGUUACUCCAGAUUUAGUAAAAUGCCACACUACAACCGUGUGUUUAACCACGCUGGAGGAAAAUUUGGAACGGUUUUGGAACAUUGAAGAAUUGCCGUCGCGAUCCGAUUACUCAAUGGAAGAAAGGGAGUGCGAGCAGCACUAUUCAUCUACUGUUGAAAGGGACAGUACUGGUCGCUAUACCGUGCGUAUUCCGCGCCAUCCAGACUUCGAUACAAUGCUAGGAGAGUCCAAGUCAUCAGCACUACGACGAUUCAAAUUGUUAGAACGGAGGCUAGAACGUGACACCCGAUUAAAAGUCGAAUACCAUAGAUUUAUGCAGGAGUACAUCACAUUGGGCCAUAUGAGACUUCUGCAACCGUCCGAGCAGUCUGCUAAUAAAUGCCUUUACCUUCCACAUCAUCCAGUCAUCAAACACUCCAGCACGACGACUAAGGUACGCGUCGUCUUCGAUGGCUCCGCCAAGACAUCAACGGGGUUCUCGCUGAAUGAUGCACUCCGCGUUGGACCGGUUGUACAGGACGACCUACUCUCGAUUGUUCUUCGAUUUAGAACGUUUCCAGUUGCAGUUGUAGCAGACAUCGCCAAAAUGUACCGUCAAGUGCUAGUGCAUUCGGAUGACACUCCAUACCAGCGCAUUUUUUGGAGAUUUGGUGAUUCAGGGCCCAUUCAAGCGUACGAGUUAUUAACCGUAACUUAUGGCCUCGCCCCGUCUUCAUUUUUGGCAACUCGUACACUUCAACAAUUAGCCCGGGAUGAAGGUGCUGCAUAUCCCAUGGCUGCACAAACUCUCCAGAAGGGGUUCUAUGUGGAUGAUUGUCUAGGAGGUGCCCAAUCAAUCGACGAAGCUUUGCAAUUACGAGAGGAACUGGACAGUUUGCUCACCAAAGGCGGAUUCACUCUGCGAAAGUGGACAUCUAACAAGCUCGAAAUACUGCAAGGACUUGAACCGGACCAGAUCGGUACACAAUCCGCACUAAUGUUUGCACCAGAAGAAUCAAUAAGCGCCCUAGGCAUUGGAUGGGAACCGGAAACCGACAAAUUACGUUUUGAUUCGAAAAUUGAUCGAGAGGCCGUAGCUGACACCAAGCGAAAAAUUUUGUCAUCAAUUUCACAAUUAUUUGAUCCACUGGGGUUGAUCGCUCCAGUAGUAAUUCGAGGAAAAAUGCUAAUGCAGGAAUUAUGGCUGCUGCACUGCGAUUGGGACGAUUCUGUACCAGAUAUCGUGCAAGAAAAGUGGAACCAAUAUCAGCAACAACUUCCUAAGGUAGCUGAAUACACAGUAGAUCGCUACGCAUUCCUGCCAAAUUCGAAAGUCCAACUGCAUACUUUCUCGGACGCCUCAGAAAGUGCAUAUGGAGCAUGCGUUUACGCGAGGUCCAUCGACAAUCACGGUAAUAUCAGGGUCCAACUGCUAGCAUCGAAAUCUCGCGUGGCACCUUUAAAACGCAUCACGCUUCCCAGGCUCGAGCUAUGCGCAGCCGUCGUCGGAUCUCAGCUUUUCUCGCACGUUGUGAAGGCACUACAAAUGGAAGUUUCAGAUGCCCGGUUUUGGUCCGAUUCGACGAUAACAAUUCAAUGGCUUCAGGCGCCUCCACAUACUUGGAAAACAUUUGUCGCCAACAGAGUUUCUGAGAUACAAGCCAACACUCAUGGGUAUCGAUGGAGCCAUAUAGCUGGCAACGAAAACCCAGCUGAUUUAGUUUCCCGUGGAAUGAGUGUGGAGGAAUUUCUUGCAAGUUACCUUUGGAAGUAUGGUCCAGAAUGGCUUCGACUUUCAGAAAAGCAUUGGCCGGAGACUGCUCCUAUUCCUGCGGUUUUAGAUAACGUCGAAAUUCGUAGAGUCGUCGCUCCUAUAUUACGCACCAAACCAUUCACUAAUCCAAUUUUCUGCCGGUAUUCGUCAUUCAGCAAACUCGUUCGUGUAACGGCCCACUGCCUCAGAUUUGUUCGUAAUAUUCGCGAAAAGGCGCGAGCGCAACCUCAGGACAGUACGGUUCAAGGCGCCGGUAAAUUAUUGACGACUCAACAAUUAAGUGAUGCUGAAAUUCGCUUGAUUCAGCUCGCCCAAAUCGACGCAUUUAAGCAGGAAAUAAACGAUCUGAAGGUAGGAAAAUAUGUGUCAAAGCACUCACAAAUACGAUCUCUGAACCCCUUUAUAGACCAAGAGGGUACGAUACGAGUAGGGGGGAGGUUAAGAUUUUCAGACCAGACCUUUUCAAAUAAGCAUCCAUGUCUAUUACCCAGCUUCCAUCCACUAUCCCAGAUGAUUGCCAGACAUUAUCAUCUGAAAAUGUUACAUGGUGGCGGCCAAUUAACACUUGCUGCUAUGCGUGAGCAAUAUUGGCCUGUGCACGGAAGACGAUUAAUACACAGCGUCAUUAGAAAAUGCCUUCCAUGUGCAAAGGUUAAUCCCGUCCCAGCCCAACAACAGACAGGUCAGCUACCCGUAGCCCGAGUCACUCCGAGCAGGCCAUUUACAGUAACUGGUAUCGACUACGCUGGACCUCUUUACUUAAAACCACCGCACAAACGCGCUGCCCCAACUAAGGCAUACAUCUGCAUUUUUGUAUGUUUUUCCACAAAAGCGGUACAUAUUGAGCUCGUAUCUGAUCUCACAACGUCAGCGUUUCUGGCUGCACUUCGCAGAUUCAUUUCGCGCCGUGGAUUGCCAAAGCACAUCCAUUCCGAUAACGGCAAAAAUUUUGAAGGUGCCAGAAAUGAGCUGAGGGACUUGUACCUGAUGUUGCAGAAUGAUCGAGUGAUGGAAGCGAUCCAGUCGCAUUUGUCCAAUAAAGGAAUAACCUGGCACAUGACUCCUCCAAAGGCACCUCACUUUGGAGGCCUUUGGGAAGCGGCAGUCAAAGUUGCUAAAAAACAUCUCCAACGCCAACUAGGAAAUGUUCGAUUGUCGUUUGAAGACAUGGCCACAGUAUUGUCGCAAAUCGAAGCAAGUAUGAAUUCGCGACCAUUAACACCGAUGUCUGAGGACCCGAGCGAUUUCACUGUUUUAACCCCAGGGCACUUUUUAAUUGGAUCCUCGAUGCACGCACUUCCAGAACCCGAUAUACACUGCAUGGCCAGUAGCCGUUUAGAUCACUAUCAGCGAAUUCAGCAACUACAUCAACAAUUUUGGCACCGGUGGAGAACGGAAUACCUGCAGGAGCUUCAAAGGGACCAUAAAAUUUGCAAUGCAAACACGGAAAUUCUCCCGGGACGACUGGUGCUCAUCGUGGACGAAUGUCAGGCUCCCCUGAAGUGGCCGCUUGCCAGAAUCUUGGAGAUCCACCCAGGAGAAGACGAUUUGACUCGUGUAGUCACUCUGAAAACCAGUAAAGGAAUCAUAAAACGACCGAUCGUGAAAAUUUGUUUGUUGCCGAUAGAUCCUGCUGAACCGACUAAUCCUGAAACGAUGCUAGAAACGAUUCAUCAGGAAACGACGACACCGUUGAGCAGAAACCCCGAUUUAUAAUCGCAUCAGAAUUAAAAGUGUUUGAAUUUAUAAAUUAUGUUAGCGUUAAGUUUCUGAAUAUCAAAUUUGAGUUAUGAUUAAUUGAAAUUGACAUUUCAAGGUGGUGGCGAUGUUCAGGGUAGUAUUAAUUAUAGAAGGUACUAGAUUUCACUAACGAUAUAGCGAGCCCUGCACAUUUUUUAUUCAUUGGUACCUUGGGUACCGCUGCACAUACAUUGAAUUUUGGCAUAGAAUAGGGAUGAACUGUCAUGUACAAUUACUUCUAGUUGAGCCACCGAGUAAUAAAGCUGCGAU